Molecule: messenger RNA, 562 nt
Organism: Ixodes scapularis (black-legged tick)
Lineage: Eukaryota; Metazoa; Arthropoda; Arachnida; Ixodida; Ixodidae
Product: transmembrane protein 14C
Exons: 4
Coding region: 105-443 (112 amino acids)
Biological process (GO): regulation of heme biosynthetic process
Cellular component (GO): mitochondrial membrane
Source: RefSeq, a predicted model, not a curated record
UAAAGCCAUGCCAAUCCAAUCCAAAUUCAGGUUUAUCGUGAGCAAGAGUGGGCGUGAGGCGCGGAUCAAAAUUAACGCUCUGCAGCGCUGAAAUUAAGAUUAAGAUGCAAGUGGAUUACUGGGCUUUUGGAUACGCCCUUGCUGUGGCUUUGGGUGGCAUCAUAGGCUAUGCGAAAGCAGGUAGCGUCAUGUCCCUAGCGGCAGGCCUCAUUUUCGGUGGACUGGCACUGAUAGGAGCCUACCAGACGACACAGGAUCCCGGGAAUUACUACCUGUCCAUUGCUGUGGCAGGCAUGCUGGCCGGCUUGAUGGGCUACAGGUUUGCGUCGUCGUCAAAGAUCAUGCCAGCAGGGCUGGUAGCUGUACUCAGUGUCGCCAUGUGCUGCAGGAUACUGUGCAGAGCAUUUGGCCCCACGGCGCCCGUGCCUCCUGCCAAGGCCUGAUCGCUUCCCUUUUUUGCACAUUCCGGAAUUUUCAAAGCAACAAAUGAAAACUCGCAUCUAUGAUCUAUUUGUGUAUACAUACUUUUUUUUUAAAUAAAUUAGUAUUUCUAUACAUGUGA